Arctia plantaginis is the source of this 663-nucleotide messenger RNA. The record is from the annotation of a GenBank genome assembly. NCBI's taxonomy places the organism in Eukaryota, Metazoa, Arthropoda, Insecta, Lepidoptera, Erebidae.
AUGCAUCGCACCACGAUGGCAAUUACCGCGGUGCUGGUGCUGACCGUGACUGGCACAGCCCACGCGUGGGGAGGACUUUUCAACCGGUUCAGCUCUGAGAUGCUGGGCGCCAAUUUGGGCUACGGAAGGACCGGCUAUCGUCAUUACCCUUAUGCGCAGGAGCCGGAGGAAGUGUACGCAGAAGCCUUGGAAGGUAACCGCAUCGAUGAUGGUAUAGAUGAAGCGGCUCAUUGCUACUCAGCUCCUUGUGCUACCAACGGAGACUGUUGCCGUGGCCUGCUGUGUCUGGAUACCGAGGACGGAGGACGCUGUCUGCCGGCGUUUGCAGGAAGAAAAUUCGGUGAGAUAUGCAACAGAGAAAACCAAUGUGAUAAUGGACUGGUCUGCGAGGAAGUUGUACCUGGAGAAAUGCACAUCUGCCGUCCACCAUCAGCUGGUCGCAAGCAGUACAACGAAGAUUGCGAAUCUUCAGGUGAAUGUGAUAUCACGAGGGGUCUGUGCUGCAUCAUGCAACGUCGCCACCGUCAGAAGCCUAGGAAGAGCUGUGGAUAUUUCAAAGAACCUCUCGUCUGCAUUGGUCCAGUGGCUAUUGAUCAGAUCCGUGAAUACGUUCAGCACACCGCCGGCGAGAAACGUAUUGGCAACGUCUACAAAUUCCAUUAA